AUGGCCACUGAAACAGUUACUAUUCAUAUCACAGCAGCAACCCGGAAUUCUCGAGGCGAAAACACAGAUGAGGAAAUCGACAUGGAUGAGCCUCUUUGGCUUCUACAGAUCAUGCACACUGGAGUCGCACGCACAUCUCUGUACGCAGAUCUCGCGCUUUCCCUAGCGUUCACUUGUCUCAUCAAUACGCUUGUCGGCGCGCUGGCCGUCCUGCCGUGGCACCGGGUCGUAGCUCCUCAGCACUGCUCCCAAUGGGAUGGAUUGGCUGAUGUUGUACCGCUGGGCUGGGUCGGACAGUGCCUGUGUCGUUUGGCUGAUGAGACGAUCGCCAGGAGCUGA
This is a messenger RNA of Trichoderma gamsii, 339 nucleotides long. RefSeq lists its product as hypothetical. The transcript has a single exon. The record is from RefSeq and is a predicted model, not a curated record. NCBI's taxonomy places the organism in Eukaryota, Fungi, Ascomycota, Sordariomycetes, Hypocreales, Hypocreaceae. The coding region runs from base 1 to 339 and encodes 112 amino acids.